GCCUCCUGGGUCUGGAGUUUUAAACUGACAACUGUUAUCUUGGAAAUUGUCGCAGAGGAACUUCGGAGUAGCGAGCUGGACAGAAAUGACCGAUUUUCCAAAGUAACGCGAUAGUAACGAUUUGUCCUUCAGGGCAGGAAGUUACUUGGGCGUGUUUGGAGUUUGUUUACUCGGACGCAGAAAAGUUCACGUCGCAGUGAAGUGUCGGACUUCAGGAGGUGAAAUCACUUUAGAACUUUGACAAAGUUUGUUAAGAUGGAUUGCGUGCAGGAUUGCAAGCCCGUAAAGUAAAGUUGGGAGCUUUAUAACAGGACAUUGCACUUUUUACCACUUAUAUUGUUACAUAAACAACUUUAUCACCUGGGCGUUAUGUCAGCAUCAACAACAGAAGCCAGCUCUUCCCCGCAGCGGGUCCAACACAGCGGCUCCCCUCCAGCAGCCUCAUGCCCCGCCUGCAGCAGCAACACCACCGCGGUCCGGUUACAUCCUAUCCGCGCCACGGUGCCGUACCAGCUUCUGCGUGGAAACCAGCACAGCCCAACCCGCUCCGUUUCCUCCUCCUUCUCAGCAGCCGGGAGCAACUCAGGACCGACGACGUCCCGUUGCUCCAGUCCCGCCAACCCGGGUGGAAGCGGCUCGGACGGCAGGCUGGUCCCCAGGCAGAGACUCUCACCGCCGGACAGCAGGAGCACACCUGAACCGUCUGCGUACUCACCUCCUUCCAAAGCUGAAAGGGCAAAAUCCCAGCAGGUGCGCAGCUCGGGGGCUAUUUGGCGGACUUCCUCCCUGGGCACCAUCACUGGGCCCUACCUCACCGGGCAGUGGCCUCGUGACCUCCAUGUGCACUAUCCAUCUUGUAUGAAAGAUAAGUCCACACAGACUCCUGGAUGUUGGAGUGACGAAGCAGAAGAGAAGAGGAGCACCCACCACCGCUCUGCGUCCUGGGGCAGUGCCGAUCAGCUCAAAGAGCAGAUUGCAAAGCUCCGGCAGCAGCUCCAACGAAGUAAACAAGGGGGACGCCACAGUAAGGACAAGGACAGACUGUCCCCCCUGCAGUACAACCCCAUCACCUACAACGGCCUAACAAGCACCACCAACCACACUUCCAUAGCUAGCCACGCCCAGCAGUUUUCCAUGUCGAAGUCGGCUCAGAUGCCGCUGUCCAACAUCACGGUGCCAAAGCCCUCCAUCUCCAGGGUGCCCAGCAGCAUGGAGGGCAUCAACCACGAGUUGGAGAAGGUCUUCAUCAAAGACAACGGAGAGAAGGAGGAGCUGAAGUCUCUGGAGGUUCCCGAUGGGCGGAGGGCACCCUUCCCUCCCCAGCAGCGCAGCAGCAGCACCCGCAGCGUGGACACCCAGACCCCCUCUGCCCCCGGCCGGUCCAGCAGCUGCUCAAGCCUGUCUCCCUGCCCGUCACCUGCCUGCCCCCCUGGAUCACAUGAUGGCAGUCCCUACUCCACAGAGGAUCUCCUGUAUGACCGGGAUAAAGACAGUGGAAGCAGCUCACCUCUGCCCAAGUUCGCCUCCUCGCCCAAACCAAACAACAGCUACAUGUUCAAGCGAGAGCCGCCGGAGGGCUGCGAGAAGAUUAAAGCUUUUGAUGAGCAGAGCUCCAGGCAGUCAGCAUCAGCCUCAGUCCCGCUCUUCUCCUGCCCCGACAAAAACAAGGUCAACUUCAUCCCGACAGGCUCGGCGUUCUGCCCCGUCAAACUCCCCGGCUCCCUGCACCUCAACCCUGCCUCUCAGCCCGAGGAGGACGAGGACAACACGGAGCCGCAGGGGGCCACGUACGGCGGCCCCACUCAGGUCUCCACGAGCACCAGCACAGAUGACCCCCCGGAGGAGCCCGGCUCGCCCUCAGAGACCUCAGACCCCCCCACAGACAGCCCAGCCAUCAGCUAGACCUGAGCAGAGCUGGCCUCUUGCUCUGGAAUCCACCGAGCAUCACCACUGACUGUCCCACCAACACCUCCCUCUGCUACGCCAGGGGGGGGGCUCUGUCUCUCUGUGCUGACCCCCUCCACCCCCCUCUAUCUCUGCAUGACGUAGCAACAAUGUCCCAAUAUCCACCACCGCCGCCACAAAGACUUGCCACCUCAAUGUUUGUCCUGCGUUUGUUGUUGGCAGGGGAGGACCUGAUGGUUACGUGCAGGCACCCGAGGGAAGAACGGAGCACUAUGGAUGGGGGGAGGGGCAUGCAUUUUAAACUGGUAGUAUAUUUCUGAUUAAAUUAUGUGUUAUUGUGUUCAGUUUCAACAUUCACAGUAUGAAUAAGCUCUCUAAACAUAUAUAUACACAUAUAUAUCUCUAUGAAAAGAAAGAAAAGUGCUUGUUUUAAAAGAAGAAAAUCCAAAACUGUGUAUUGCUGUGUGACGUAGUGAAAAGGAGGAACAGCUGUACUCUUCAGGAUUCUGUUUACACGAUCCAGGUCUCAUUGUUAAACCCUCUACAGAGAGAAUAAUUGGGCAAAGAGAAAAAAAAAAAGAGAAAAUGGCCAUAAAUUGGUUGCACAGCGUCUGCAUCUGGCCUCGCUUCAGGUAUUUCACAAUCAGAGUGUGUACUCAGGUAAUUUGGAAUGUAUGUCCAUACAAAGAUCUGCAGCUCGACAAGGCAGAACAGAGUUCAUUUCUUCCUGGUUUCUCAUUCCCUGACGAAUCAUUCCUUUUUGUUCCAGUCUGAGAGCAGACUGUGAGAGUGACGCUGCAGAGGUCGAAGGCUUGAUGUUAGGAUACAGAACGGACCACACACACUGUGACUGACAGUGUGUGAGUGAGUGUGUGUGCGUGUGAGUGUUGAUGGCAGCAUGCAGACAGAGACUAGCAUGACGUGCAGUGGUUGUUGGGUUUUUAAGCCUGAAGACGAUGUGUGUGGUUGUUGAUAGAGGACCAGAAGUGGACGAGUCUGCAGAACCGUCACAUGAAGAAACUAUCAAACUGAAGUGUUUGGUUCUUUGCAGGUGCAGGCUGGAGGUGAUGGUGUACAAACAUUUAACUGAGCUAGAAACAAUCAAUCAAAAGCUAAACUUCAGUUUUCUAAGCCAAAGAAGCACUUUCAUCGUGAAACUGAAAAGGGUACUCUCAUGUUUUUAAACCUGGGCUCCAUUUUUAACAUAUUUUGGGGUCAAAGUGACUCAAAGGUACAAAAGUUUUGGAAAUGAUCCUGGAAAAUUUUCUGUAAGACAAUCGAUAAUGACUGCUAUGUGAUCCUUUAUGCAAGAGCACCAGAUCAAAGUUUGUCCCUUCAAAGUUCCUGGUACAGACUCAGCUUGUUGCUGUGAAUGAUCUCGACAGGUGGAGAACUUAUUUAGUAACAUAAGACAUCUGUCUUUAUUGAACUCAUUGUGUCUGUUAUCUCUACCUCUUCUGGUUUCAGUGACUUUGUAGAGAUAAGCAGCUUAGAGAUGCUGUCUUCAGUUCUGCUGUCGUUAUCUGGAUUGCAGGACAGGAUGUUGCUCCACUUUUCCCUCUCAGAGAUGGUUGGGGUCCAGUAGCUCCUCAGGCUGCUCUCACAUCUGUGCCCACUAACUGUCAUUAUUUCCCCACUCCCAAGACCAGCCUGAGACCACACUGACGUUUUUACCACAGUGUCAACAGGCAGAGGGGGAAUGUGACUAACUUCUUUCUGAGGAUUUAUUUGAUAUGACGUAUGUGAUCAGGUUGCCUCUGGUGUCGCCUUUGCUGUUGAAAAUGUAUCACCAUUGGUGGUAUUGGGGUUUGAGCAAUCAGAAUUGAGUAUUUCAAACAGCUGGGUGUUUAGCUUUUAUCAUCACAUGUCACAGCUUUUAGAGCCUUAUCUGCUCAGGCACCUGACAUGUGAUUAGCUGAUCUACAGCUGGCUUCUCCACUGUGUUUGUGUUAAUUACAUCCGUGUUGUAAAUAGUUGUCUCAAAACCAACUCAAUAUAAGGAUGACGUAAAGUACAACAUAUAUUAAUUGCACUAUCCAUAACGUCAUCUAUUUUCAAAUCUACCAGCUACAGCAGUCAUUUGGAGUCAUUUUAAAACUGUUGUUCCUUUCACUCACGUGUUCCCCAAAGUGUGUAAAAAUGAUGCCCAGGAAGAGAAGUAAAGAAAUCCUUCUUCACACUGACUCCAUGAAGAAUAGAACCUGAGGGAGGGUGGAUGUGGAUGUGGAUUGUGAGUUUUCAGCUUGUUUUUGCUGCUCUGAGGUUGCCUCUAAAAAUCUAAGAAUCUAGCUUUGAAUCUGACAAAGAAAAAUAGAACUCAUUAUAAGAGAUGAGUUAGCAUAGACAUGUGUUGGUAAGAACUUGGUGGUACAUUAAGUUUUUGACUGCCAGCAAUUUUUGAUUACAUUUGCAAAACGUAAUUUAAAUCUCUUGAAGUUGGAGAUGUAAUCUACGGAAGAGGAUAAAGGGCCACUGAAAAAAAAAAAAUGAAGGUCCAAUAUAUUUGUAUUAUUAUUAUUAUUAUUAUGACAACUUUAAACUCAGAAUUUCCAAAUUCUGAAUAUUUUCUCAGAAUAAUAAUAAUAACAAAAAAAAUAUAUUGGACCUUAUUAUUAUUUAUUUUUUCCCGUGGCCCUAAUCCUCUUCUGUAUGUAAUCAGACAACAAGGGGUUAAAAAACAACACAAAUUGAGCAAACACUGCUGUAUUUGCAUGUGCAACCUCUGCAGGUACUCUGUUGGUUAAAAAUUAAAACGUCUCAAGACACCAAAACUCCAUAUUUUAUAAUUAAACUCUUUCUCCUGUUUUUAACAUUUUGCAUAAUUUUAUAUUUUCAUUCACUUUAAAGUUCUGAGGUUCAUCAAAGCUCAAAUGAGUUCUGGCUAAUCAUAAUGAAUGUACAACCUUAGACUCCAGCCUGCACGUCCGAACUCAGUUGUGAUAAUCCAAAUCGUCACUAUUCCAUGAAAUGCAUUCCAUGAGAUUUUAGUAUCCCAGACAUAAAUAGACUCGCGAUGCUUCAUUCCUAAAAUAUCUCUCAGCCUUUUGAUUCCAGACGAGCUGCAGCGGAGAGACGUUUGCUUACAGCGCCUUCAUGUGUUUGAUGCACAGAUAAAAGGACCGCACCGGCCUGCCUCCCUCUCACUGUCUGUUAUUCCUCAGUGUCGUAGGCGCCCUGACGCUACCAGACAUCUCGUGUGCUCUGUGCUGAACACCGUCCUCUAGGCUGUGAAAUGAGCAUCACCCCGCCCAGGUGUAAAUGAUCCACAACUUUCAUUUGCAAGAGUGAAAUAUAACCACGUUUAUUUUGGUAUCUGGUGUGCUUGUGGACUCCCUGCAUUGACGCUCAUUCAUGUUUUGUAUAUAUGUGGCUUUUAAAGAGGCUCAAUGCAAUGUUGUGGUUUCUUGAGACAUUUCAGCACCUUACCAAGAGCUAUGGCUUUCCCAAUGUCCCACAUAUACUCGGCAUUGGUAAACUAGAUGUGUGCAAUAAUAGGAUAAAAAAAGGUGUUGUCCUCCCGGAUGUUGUCCGUUCUUUGACACAAGCGUCUCAUCCUGCAUUACUUUGGUUUUGAGCAUGGCGGCUGGAUCAGCAAGCAGUUUGUUGCUAAAGCCAUCAAUCGAUCCAAAACCAGCACUGAGAGCGAGCAGAGCACAUCACAUGCAGGUCCGAGUGUUCAUCGACUCACCACAUGAUACUCCCUGUGUAACCUGCAGUGUCAAAGUUCAUGCACAAUGGCAAUAAAAAAAACUAUUGGUUGUUUUGUCCA
Molecule: messenger RNA, 5674 nt
Organism: Notolabrus celidotus (New Zealand spotty)
Lineage: Eukaryota; Metazoa; Chordata; Actinopteri; Labriformes; Labridae
Gene: glcci1a
Product: glucocorticoid induced 1a
Exons: 8
Coding region: 370-1902 (510 amino acids)
Biological process (GO): podocyte development
Cellular component (GO): cytoplasm
Source: RefSeq, a predicted model, not a curated record